This is a messenger RNA of Trichechus manatus latirostris (Florida manatee), 4894 nucleotides long. RefSeq names its product VPS33B late endosome and lysosome associated (gene VPS33B). The coding region runs from base 520 to 2304 and encodes 594 amino acids. Gene Ontology annotation, cellular component: lysosome; CORVET complex. The transcript is spliced from 23 exons. The record is from RefSeq and is a predicted model, not a curated record. NCBI's taxonomy places the organism in Eukaryota, Metazoa, Chordata, Mammalia, Sirenia, Trichechidae. Gene Ontology annotation, biological process: intracellular protein transport; vesicle-mediated transport.
CGCAGCCCAGGCGACCGCUGCCAUGGCUUUUACCCAUCGGCCGGACGCCCCUGAGCUGCCUGACUUCUCCAUGCUCAAGAGACUGGCACGAGACCAGCUCAUCUAUCUGCUGGAGCAGGUCAGUGCCCGCCACGCCUGGGGCCUUUACUGCAUCAACAGUUUAGCACUCGCUGGAUGCGUAUUUCUUCUUUGCCAAGCCCUCUUGAUUUUGUUCUUGGCCCUUGUUCUUGUUGCCUUUGGAGCUUUUGCGGCAGGUCCAAAAUGGAGCACUCAGCGUGAAAACCAGAGGGCAGUAAGAGCUGCUUGGGACCUGGCCAAAGAAUUAAUGGAAAUCACCUUUUUCAUACAGGCCUGAGGAGACACCAGUCAGUCAUUCUGCAGAGUGCCUGGCACUGUGCGAUUCACGGGGGAUGGAAAGAUUGUUAGGAGAUCUUCUUUGCCAUUAGGGAUCUUAAAAUCCAGUAGGAGCCAUAUGAAACACAAAUUAACCACACACAGGUGUCGUGUGGUGAAUGAGUGAUGGCCACGAUGCCUGAAGAGUUUAGACUUCCUGGAAAAAAGGACUUGUUCAUUGAGGCAGAUCUGAUGAGCCCUUUGGAUCGAAUUGCCAAUGUCUCCAUCCUGAAGCAACAUGAAGUGGACAAGCUGUACAAGGUGGAGAACAAGCCAGUCCUCAGCUCCAAUGAACAAUUGUGCUUCUUGGUCAGACCCCGCAUCAAGAAUAUGCGAUACAUUGCCAAUCUUGUCAAUACUGACAAAUUGGCUGGCCGGACUCGAAAAUACAAAGUGAUCUUCAGCCCUCAGAAGUUUUAUGCAUGUGAGAUGGUGCUUGAGGAAGAGGGAAUCUAUGGAGAUGUGAGCUGUGAUGAAUGGGCCUUCUCCUUGCUGCCUCUUGAUGUGGAUCUGCUGAGCAUGGAGCUACCAGAAUUUUUCAGGGACUACUUCCUGGAAGGAGAUCAGCGUUGGAUCAACACUGUGGCACAGGCCUUGCACCUUCUCAGCACUCUCUAUGGGUCCUUUCCUAACUGCUAUGGAAUUGGUAGAUGUGCCAAGAUGUCACAUGAAUUGUGGAGAAAACUGGAGGAGGAGGAGGAUGGUGAAACCAAGGGCCGAAGGCCAGAAAUUGGACAUGUCUUUCUCCUGGACAGAGAUGUGGACUUUGUGACAGCACUUUGCUCCCAAGUGGUUUACGAGGGCCUGGUGGACGACACCUUCCGCAUCAAGUGUGGGAGUGUCGACUUUGGCCCAGAAGUUACAUCCUCUGACAGGAGUCUGAAGGUGCUACUCAAUGCCGAGGACAAGGUGUUUAAUGAGAUUCGUAACGAGCACUUCUCCAACGUCUUUGGCUUCUUGAGCCAAAAGGCCCGGAACUUACAGGCCCAGUAUGAUCGCCGGAGAGGCAUGGACAUCAAGCAGAUGAAGAACUUCGUGUCUCAGGAACUCAAGGGACUGAAACAGGAGCACCGCCUGCUGAGUCUCCAUAUUGGGGCCUGCGAGUCCAUCAUGAAGAAGAAAACCAAGCAGGAUUUCCAGGAGCUAAUCAAGACCGAGCAUGCACUGCUAGAGGGGUUCAACAUCCGGGAGAGCACUGGCUACAUUGAGGAACACAUAGACCGGCAGGUGUCGCUGAUAGAAAGCCUUCGUCUCAUGUGCCUUUUGUCCAUCACUGAGAACGGUUUGAUCCCCAAGGAUUACCGAUCUCUGAAAACCCAGUAUCUGCAGAGCUAUGGUCCUGAGCACCUGCUAACCUUCUCCAAUCUGCGGCGAGCUGGGCUUCUCACAGAGCAGGCCCCAGGGGACACCCUCACAGCAGUGGAGAGCAAAGUGAGCAAGCUGGUGACAGACAAGGCUGCAGGAAGGAUUACUGAUGCCUUCAGUUCUCUGGCCAAGAGGAGCAAUUUUCGUGCCAUCAGCAAAAAGCUGAAUUUGAUCCCACGUGUGGAUGGCGAGUAUGACCUAAAAGUGCCACGGGACAUGGCCUAUGUCUUCAGUGGUGCUUAUGUGCCCCUUAGCUGCCGAAUCAUUGAGCAGGUACUGGAGCGGCGAAGCUGGCAGGGCCUUGAUGAAGUGGUACGGCUGCUCAACUGCAGUGAGUUUGCCUUCACAGACAUGACCAAGGAAGACAAGGCUUCCAGCGAGUCCCUGCGUCUCAUCUUGGUGGUGUUCUUGGGUGGCUGCACAUUCUCUGAGCUCUCAGCUCUCCGGUUCCUGGGCAGAGAGAAAGGGUACAGGUUCAUUUUUCUGACGACAGCAGUGACGAACAGUGCUCGCCUUAUGGAGGCCAUGAGUGAAGUGAAAGUCUGAAGUUUCCCCAGCCAACGUUGGAGUCUUCCCUGGACACAUUCCCCAGUGGGCUGGAGGAGUUCAGCACCCAGCUGCUAACAGUGUCCACCAAGUACCUGCUAGGAGCUGGGAAGCCUGCAACUUAUUUGGGAUUUGGAGAGCAUAUCUGAGGCCUUCACUUCCCGCACCCAGGAGAUUUCUCCUUUUUGUUUGUGAAGUACAGCUCCUGCUCAUAAGAUACAAAAGGGAAAAGAAGUAUCCUUUGCUAAUUCUUUUUUGAAUAUCAUUGUAAAUAAAGCCUAUCUAUACUCUAAUGUAGUAUGUUUGUAGUUCUGGACACGCACUUUGUUUUCAUUAGGGAAGCCACAGUGGGGCUUUACAUAGGGGCUUCGUAUGCUCUGGGCUUGAUCUUCCUUGUAAAAGUCACUAAGCUGCCCCUUUCUGGAGUUUCCUCAGCCAUAAAAUGAGGGGGAUGGACUAGAUGACCAGCAGACACCUUUCCAAUUCUAAAAUUCUGUGAUUGAUUUCACCUGAGAGAAGAUGAGUGUGGUGAUGUUUCAAUAAGGAGGCCCUUCAGUUUUAAGCGUUGUGUUUAUUAUUGCAGAAUGAAAGAUUGUGUCCUUUGUUUGCAGUUGCAGGCAUCAGCAAACAGUUGCUCCUAUAAAGGUCACCAGUGUCCUCCUAGUGCUGACUUCAGUGGCCUUUGCCUCUCUUUACCUUUUACAAACUAAAAAUAUAACCACAUGGAUUGAUCUCUUUUCAGUCCUCUUCUAACUUGAUGUCACCAACGACCACCGUUUCUUUCUUGAAAUUCUCUUCUUUAGCUUCCACGACACUUUUUCAUCCUACAGCCUCCCAGGUUGUACUUCUGUGUCCUUUGAUUACUCCUCUCUCCAUCCCCAUUUGUUGAAAUCUCCCAAGGUUCUGCCUUUUCCCUCCUUUCUCUCUCACUUGGUAUUGUCAUCCACUUACAGAUCUCUAGCUUUCACCUCACUCCUGAGUUUAUCACUAGUAUUUCUAACUAGUCAUUCCACAGCCACUUGAAACUCAACAUGUCUAAAAUAAACUGAACCUCCUAUCCCUACUGCCAAUCCCUAAGUCUGCUCCUCUUCCUGUGUUCCCUAUCUUAAUUGACAUUAUCAUCAUCUACCCAAGUUCUGUUCAUGCAAUAAAUCGUAUCCUUGACCUCAGAUUUGUUUUCUUUUUAUCCUCCACAUUCAACGGGUUACCCUGUCCUAUUUGUUCUUAUUUCCAGAUGCUUCUAGUUCAUCCUUUCCUCACCACCCCACAGCAGAAGUCCUUGUUUUCUCUUGCCUGGUUUUUUACAAGACUGUCCCUUCCAGUUAGUUACUCUGCCUCCCAUCUGCUCCCCAUUCCACAGUACGGCCACUCCCUAAAAGAAAGAAAUCAAAGUCUGUGCUGUUGGAGCAUCAAAAGUAUUCUUUCCAUAGAAGAAUCAUAAUGCUAUUAUCAGUGCACAUUCCAAGGAAAAGGCAUACCUCAAGUAUCUAGCUAUAAUUUUGCAGUGCAGUGUCAAGCUUGGUAAAGUAGAGGGUCAGCAAAAAGAGAAAGACCCUCAACGAGACAGCCUGACACAGUGGCUUUAACAAUGGGUUCAAACACAGCAACAAUUAUGAGGAUGGUGCAGGACCAAGCAGUGUUUCGUUCUGUUGUACAUGGGGUUGCUGUGGGUUGGAAUAGACACAAUAGCACCUAACAACAGCAAAUAUCAAGCUAGUGUGGAAGAUCAGACUCUGUAGACAGGGCUGUUAGUUUGCAGAAAGAAUAUGCAACAGUCAGAAAAGGUCCUAUGGCCAAGUGAAUAAACAGUGGCAGUGUACUGCACUUACAUUCUAGAACAAUGCUGUCUGAUAGAAAUAUAAUGAGAGCUGCAUAUGUAAUUUUAAAUAUUCAGGUAGCCAUGUUAAAAAAAAGGUGAAUUUUAGUAAUAUAUUCUACUUAACUCAUAUCUGAAAUAUGUCCACAUAUAAUCAAUAUACAAAUUAUGAAGGAGCUAUUUUACAUUCUCAUCUUCAUACUAAGUCUUUAGUAGAAGUCUGGUGUGUAUUUCACAUUUACAGCACAUCCCAAUUCAGACUAGCCACAUUUCAAGUACUCAGUAGCCAGAUGCGAUCACCAUGUUGGACAGCACAGGUCUAGAAUAACAGAAAAUGAGAAAGAAUCAGAGGUUAUCCUCUCUCCACAAAGAUGGAGUAGAUCACACGCACAAAGUUCUCAGGAGUAACAGCCGUCUAAUUGAGUAUUCUAAGUUCUACAUCAGUUUUGUGUGUGCUCAGCAUUAUAACACUGCAAGGAGUAUGGCCAUAUGGAUACAUUUGAUCUGGCUUCUCAUCUCACAACUAAAAAUUAACCCUUGGAGUAGGCAACAAAAGCUGUGGUUUUCGGCUUCACUGAUAAAAAGCUGAACAAAUACAACAUCUGUUACUAUUUAGGAAUAAACUUAAUAAACAGCAAAGUAUAGCAGUUACAAGUAAUUAGUUUUGUCUAAGAGCAAAACUAUUUUUAUGCAUGUAUACUGGAUAAACAUACCAAAAAAGUCCUUAACAAAAUACUGCCAGGUCAACUUCAACAUUUUCAUAACUGGCCCCUG